UUACUAUGGACGCUGCUUGAAUGACUCUUCACUACCAGCCCUUGAGUAUUAUUUAGUGAAAGUUGGACACGAAGGUCUGAAUGAUGUCUCAUCUUUACCGAAUUUGCACCGAAAGAUAAUCCCUAAAUGCCAGCCCCCCUCGCCCGCUGGGAGGACAGCUGGUGCAGUGAUAACAUUGGAGUCGGGGUUGCCCUUGACUUGGGCAGGACUUAGGAGGAGGAGGGGACGACGAUCAUGCAACCUGAUGAAAGAAGUUACAUUAUUGUGGCUGUGUGAUCUGCAUCGGCAGGGCUGUCAGGGAUGCUCUGUGAAUUAAUGUCAUCCCUGCUCCCGGCCCAGGAGCACCAGCGUCCUGCUGAAACAAGCAUCUGCAGGGAGCCCUGGCCCCGGAGCUCCGCUGGCCGAGCCGAGGAGGCCUGAGCGGUCUCCACCUCCGGAUUAUGGUGGAUGGUGGCAGAAGGCAAGUGUGCAUGACAAGAUAAACAAACCCAGAGCUGUCUGCUGUCCUGCAGCAGAGAUAAAGUAGAGGCUGUAAGCGUGCUUGUCAUUGUUGCUUUUUUGGGUCUCUUUGUGUGAGUAGAUGUUCCUAUUAAUAAUAGAUGUGAUGGCCAGCAGCCCCUGAACUGUAAACGCGUUCUUUGACUGGACCGGCUUGUUUUUUGAACCUUUAAAGAAAGUUGACUGAAAAUGAUGGCUGACCACGAGGAAGCAGAGCUGUCCGAGUCCCUUCAGAAGGAGGACGGGUUUUCCAGCGAGGUGGAGGAUCCAGGUACGAACUUCAAAUCUAAAAGUUUGCCUGUUUUAAGUGAAGCUGCACCUCAGGAGAAAACCUUACUGGCGAGCUCAGCGCGGAUGUCCAUAACGGCCGAGGAGAGCACAGAGUUCAUCCAGAUCCCGCCCAAGACAGAGUCGUUCCAGGCCGAGUCCCCGACGAGAGGGAACUACCCGCCAAAGCCGGGGAAGUCGGCGCUCAAUAGGCCGACCUCGUACAUGGAAAACACGGAGAUCCGAAGGAGUAAACACAUGGCUAGGAGGAAGCCCCCGGGGUUUUUCGCCACCAGGCUAGCUCAGAUUCGUCUGCCCAGUCGGAAGCACCUUGGCGUCAUCUUGCAGGACUCUCGCUGCUUCCUGUUCUGCAUGUGCUACUUGACGUUCAUCCAGUCGCUCAUGGUGUCUGGCUACCUCAGCAGCGUCAUCACCACCAUAGAGAAAAGAUACAGCCUGAGGAGCUCCGAGUCAGGCCUGCUCGUCAGCUGUUUCGACAUCGGGAGCCUCCUGGUGGUCGUCUUCAUCAGCUACUUUGGUGGGCGGGGCCAGAGGCCUCGCUGGCUGGCAGUGGGGGGCAUUUUCAUCGCUGUGGGUGCUGCCCUGUUCUCCUUACCUCAUUUCAUCUCCCCGCCCUACCAGAUCCAGGAGGUCAACUCAUCUUCGGCCAACGAGGGCCUGUGCAUGAAUAGCAAUGCCAGCAGGGAUCGCAUUGAUAUCACUUCCUGUCCCAGAGACCAGGAGGGCAACGAGCACAACCUAUACGUGGCGCUGUUCGUCAUCGCUCAGAUCCUGGUGGGCAUGGGGUCCACACCCAUCUACACACUGGGGCCCACGUACCUGGACGACAAUGUGAAGAAGGAGAACGCCUCGCUGUAUCUAGCCAUCAUGUACGUGAUGGGAGCGCUGGGCCCGGCGGCUGGUUACCUGCUGGGAGGAGUCCUCAUCGGCUUUUACGUGGACCCCAAGACUGUUGUCAACAUCGACCAGAGUGAUCCCCGCUUCAUUGGAAACUGGUGGAGCGGGUUCCUGCUGUGCGCCAUAGCCAUGCUGCUGGUCAUCUUCCCCAUGUUCACCUUCCCCAAGAAACUGCCGCCCCGACACAAGAAGAAGAAGAGGAGGAAAAAGCUGAGUCUGGACGACCUGUCCAGUGACGACGACGUCCUCAAGGAGAAGAGCAACAACAACAAGACCCAGACGGUCACUUCGUCCAUGGGUUUUGGCAAGGACAUCAAAGACCUACCUAAAGCUGCAGUGAGGAUCCUCAGCAAUGUGACCUUCUUGUUUGUCAGCCUGUCCUACACGGCAGAGAGCGCCAUCGUAACUGCUUUCAUCACUUUCAUCCCGAAAUUCAUCGAGUCUCAGUUUGGGAUCCCUGCCUCCAAUGCUAGCAUCUACACUGGUGUGAUUAUUGUACCUAGUGCCGGCGUGGGGAUCGUCCUGGGCGGCUACAUCAUUAAGAAGCUGAAGCUGGGCGCUCGCGAGUCGGCCAAGCUGGCCAUGAUCUGCAGCGGCGUGUCCCUGCUCUGCUUCUCCACGCUGUUCAUCGUGGGCUGCGAGAGCAUCAACCUCGGAGGGAUCAACAUCCCCUACACCACCGGACCUACACUCACUAUGACGCAGAGGAACCUGACCGGAGGCUGUAAUGUGAACUGCGGCUGUAAAAUCCACGAGUACGCUCCGGUCUGCGGCUCUGAUGGCAUCACAUACUUUAACCCCUGCCUAGCUGGCUGUGGCAGCGUGGCCAACGACAGCACUGGGAUCCGAAACUACUCCGACUGCGCCUGUGUUCAGAGCCGGCAGGUUAUCACGCCGUCGACCGGCAGUCAGGGCAGCAACCAGCUGCAGCUUGUCAUCGUCAAGACCUACCUGAACGAGAACGGCUACGCCGUGUCAGGGAAGUGCGACCGCACCUGCAAUACGCUCAUCCCCUUCCUCAUCUUCCUCUUCAUCGUCACGCUCAUCACUGCCUGCGCUCAGCCCUCCGCCAUCAUCGUCACCCUCAGGUCUGUAGCGGAGCAGGAGCGGCCGUUUGCUCUGGGAAUGCAGUUUGUCCUCCUCAGGACUCUCGCCUACAUCCCGACUCCCAUUUAUUUCGGGGCCGUCAUCGACACCACCUGCAUGUUGUGGCAGCAGGACUGCGGCGUCCACGGCUCCUGCUGGGAGUACGACGUCACCUCUCUGCGCUUUGUGUACUUCGGCCUCGCCGCUAGCCUCAAGUUCCUUGGCUUCCUCUUCAUCUUCCUCACCUGGUACUCCAUUAAGUACAAAGAGGAGCGGGUGGAGCGCUGGCUCAAGCGCCACCUGUCGCCCGUCGACACCGUGGGCAGCCUCGUCUGCCACCCUGGCGGCCACAAGGGCCACGCCCGCACCCGUUCCUGUCCCGUAAACAUCCCUCGAACCGACCCCAACGCUCUGCCUGCUAAUGCACCGCCGCGCGCCGGCACCCUGAACCGUGGCGUUAGCACCCAGAGCUGCCCCGGCCAGGAGCUGAAAGCAAUAACUCCUCCUCCGGCAGCCGCGGCUGCACCUUCACCCGCAGCGGCGCCCAACCCCGCACCUGCCCGAUCACUGGAACACGUCUCAGUCCGAGUCUGAGCUCCAGAUCCGGGCCGGGCGACGAGGCAGGUCUCUUCCACUGACUUCUCGUUUCUUCUGAAAUCCAGUCAGCUGGGUUUUUAGCCGCUGUCAGGAGCACCAGUCAUAACACGUAUGUCCUGCUCGCAUCUCAAAUCUCUGAUUGGCUGGUGAAACACUGGCAAACUACGUGGACCGAAAACCUUCAGGUAGACCUCCUGCUUUGUCCAGACCAGGCGGAAAUCCCUGCUCGGUUCAUGCUAAUGGAAGUUUAGUUUCCUUUGAGAUGGAAGACAGUUCAUCGCUCAUAAGCCCCCACCUCCACCCCUCCACCCUCACCUCGGCAAUGUGUGCCUUCUGUCACCACGGUCCUCACAUUAAUAGUACGAAACACACUGGAAGCCCCUCACACACACACACAGACUGGUCACCUUGAAGGAGUCGCCUGAACAGAUACCUCAGCUUCGCUAAACUCCCCCUUCAGCUUCACCGUCGCCUCACGUCUGCGUGCUUCAUCCUCAUUUGUGAUUUUCUUUUGAGCCAUUUUUGUUCUUGUAUCAGCACUUUCACUGGAAAAAAAAGAAAAAUCUUUGGAAAUGUGAUACACAACCGUUAAAGAACUGGAAACCGAUGGCAUGGUGCUAUGUGAAAAACAGCGUCCUUUUUUUUGGUCUUUUUUAAAAAGAAAAAACCCAACAGGUCACUGGGCUAAGCAGCUUGGCAUGCACAGAAUGCAUUCCUCUUCGAUGCAAGGCCUUUCGUUGCUCCCCUGACACAAUGACACGCAGUAUUACUGCUGGAAGUCGGAUUGUUUUGGCUUUUUCCAGCUCCAUACAAUGCAUCCAUACAUCCGGGCCUCUGACUGGCACCCUGUGAUAAGCAGCUUAACCUGGGGAGACAAAAAAAAAAAAAAAAAGAGGAUCAACAGUUUCCUCCUGACCACAUUCCCGGCGAGCCAGCGACGGAUCCUCCUAAUAAAUGACUGGAAGAACGAGGAAAGAAACAGACUGCAUUUCAGGCUCAGUGACUUCCGUCCACUUUACUAACAGCAACACUAACAUUUGUACUCAACAUGUAGGAUGGCGAGUAGUCAACCAUUACGUAGAGGUCAUAGUGUAGUCAUCUGUUCCCUUUGUCUGCUCCAGAAAUGAAAGCGGCGUCUGCAGAUGGAAACUGUAUGAAUGCCCCUUGUUGGUUUAAUAUGAAACAGUAGUCCUGGUGUAUUAUGGGUAAUGACCUUCUCGGCUGCCAGAAUGUGAUGUGUGUUGCGUUUGAUAGGUGUAUGUCGCAGCGAAGUGAGGAAAAAAUUAAGAAAAUAAGGCAUCAGUUUGCAGAAUGGUUCAGUAGUUUACUGAGAAAGUAGAGAAAAGUAGAGAAACUGAUUCCUGAUGGAGUGCAGCUAAUGAUCGUUUUUUUUAAUCUAAAAAAAAAAAGUCAAACAAUGUGAAUCAACAGUUUUUCUGAGCUCAAAUUUUUUUGUUCGAUCCCAAAACCCAAAGAUGUUUUUAGCAAUAUGAAAAACUGAAACGCUUAACCUAUCAAAUGUGCAAGCCAAUUAGGCUGAUUUCCAGCUCCACUGUUUUACUCUUGGACUCAACUAGAGUAGCUUUGCAUGAUUCACAGUUUAAAAUAGUCCUCCUUUAACUCAUACAGGGCCUUUGUGCAGCCCCUCAAUUCAUCCAAUGUCCCAAACAAGCUCUUUUAAUAUUUUACACCAGUGGUUCUUAAACCUUUCCAGGCGUGAUCCUGUUUGCACCUGUCACUAAACCAUUUUUUAUCAACUACUAACAACAAACAUAGGAACUUGAUCUAGAGUCAAUGCAAGAACAUUAAAAAAAAUCAGAGUUACCACUGCUUUAAACCCACUUUCUUCUGGUUGGCUGCCCCUCACAAACAGUAGGUUUGAGCAGCAGGGGGGUGGGGCUUUGGUCUCAAACCCAGAGUGUUGUUGCCUAGAGAUGACAAUAGUAGGGACUUCCCUGCUCACUGACUUAAUAUUCACCAUUAAAAGAGCAGACAUUUGACGGCCAGUAAGGAAAACAGCUCAACUUUAAAAGAUGUGAAGCACCAGUUUGGACCUCAGACGUUGUUUUUUCUUUUGGCAGUUUGGUGUGACAGAUUUAGUCGCUAAAGGUCAGAAUAAAUUUUGCUCCAUUUAUUAUGACAUUUAAAAAAUGUAAUAUUAAACUCAAAAGGAGAGUGUUCACUGAGCUCUUACACAAAGAAGAAGCAGUCUCGUUUUUCGGUAUCAGACUUUGUUCUGCAGCCACAGGCGUCGCCCCCUGGUGGUCAUUAGAGAGAAAGCAGGCGUAAAGUUAGAGUUGUGAAUCGUGUUCUGUGAAGGAGAAGUUGCACAACUGCUACUAAAUGCAUCGAAAGCAAGCAGUCACGUGACACUUAUUGUCGAAAAGUUUUCCACAAUAAGUCUCAACAAAAAUAAAUAAAAAUGAUUGAAGCUUACCAAUCUGAAGAAGAAACAACACAAUAACAUCUUUGGGAAAAAAAAUUUUAAACCUUUUUUUUUCUUGUUUGUUUUUGUUUUGAUUUUAAAGGUAACAAUUAAGCCAUAUUUAAAGCUUGUUUAAAAAUUAGUUAGUGGUUAAAGUAGUUAAAUUUUUGAUGUAGCAGCCCAGUGGAAGCAAAUAAACAUUUGCUUCCAAAUAAACGUUUUUAAUUCUACUUUACACUAAACGAACUCUGGAACUGAACUGAUACUUAAUACUGAUGAAAGCUCAAAAAGUAACAAGUUUAAUUCCUAAAAUGUUUUAAUAGUUUUGCAAUAAAUAAAUAAAUGAAUAGUAUUAGUAAAAGUAAAUUAAUAACAUUUGUCAGAUUACAGUCAGGAGCGCACUGUGAUGGGACAAACUUCUUUUGUGAUCCCCAAAAAUAAUUUUGCUCCAGGUUUUUUUGGGGGGAUUUUUUUAAAUCCAGAAAUUACAUUUACAACUCUAAAAGAAAUAGAAACAUUCUUGAACCUGUACCAUCAUGUAAGCCAUGUUUGUAUUUUGUAUAUUAACAGUCUGAUGAGGAUUUGCUUCCACUGUGGCUGCAGGCCAAAGCUUUUCUCCUCAGUCUAGAAAAUUAGGUUUUGGGCAUUUCUGAGCUGUAAGGACAGAAAUAUAAAUUUAGAUCAGUGUUAGAGCUUCUUUCCUUUUGGCUCAGUGUUUACAGCUCGUUACACAUCCUUUUUUGUUUUUCCCUCUGAAAACUCAAACUGUGUUUGGAUGUCGAGGUGUGAUGCCCGUGGAGGUUCGGUGUUACAUGUGCUCUUACUGUACACACACACAGAGUCCUGAGCAGUUUCAUCGAUCGCUGUCCUGUGAGGACACCUGCUGGGCAGAUGUGUACCAGCACGUAGGACACGGGAAGCCAUCCGACACGCACAUCAUGUCUCAAACCAACCGAAGAGAAAGAGGAUCGAUACUUAUCGAUACUUAUUACAUGCGACAGAGAAAAAGAACCAAAACAGUAUUUUUGUGUGUAGACAGCACGGUUGGUGCCUCAUUUUGUCCCCGUGUUUUUACUUUUGAGACCUCAGAUAAAAGCAGCUCUGAAACAAACAGUUUCUUAUGCUAUUAUUUAUCCUGCAUCCUAUCGUUUGAACAUUUGAUAUUUAAUGCUGAGCAUUUAAACUGAGCAAACUUUAAAAUGAGAUGCCUGACCAUUACUCCUGAACCCCAGAAAGUUUACGCUCAUUUAAAGCCACCUGUUUCAUUUGCUGCAUGGUUUGAACUCCAGCAGGUGAAGGACAAUUUAAAAUGUUUUCUGGCGGUUUACCUCUUUCACCAAACUAAAAAAAAUUGAUAAAAGCAGCUAUUUAAGCAGUAAGACUUCGGACAGAUGAGAACAGGUCGACUUGGGCUGUAUUUCACAUUUAUCAAAGAAUUUAAAAUUGCUAAAAGAAUUAAAAAUAUAUUUUGGGGGCAAAAUAGUUAAACUCAAAGCUGUGAGCAAGUCUAGGCAUACCUGUAAAACUAUAAAAAAAGAACAGUUACUCAUAAGUUUACGUUAUAUGUGCAUUAUUGACACAGUAUUGUCACUUCAUUGUAAUCAUCAAUACGCGGUUAUCAUGAAACUCAUAACAGCCAAGAAACAAUCGAUUGGUCGACCCAGAGACUGCUGGCCUACAGCUGCAGGGCGCUGAGGUCUCCAACACAGAGAAUACACAAUUAAUUUAUAUGAACUUGUUUUUAUUUACAGCUACUGCAUUAUUAUUAUUAUUAUUUUAUUUUUUACACCUGCUUCUUAUUUUGUUCCCCUCAGAGAGUCGCGGUGCAUCUUGUGCAGCAACAGGAUAAAAAAUAAAAAUUCAAACUUGGAGUCAUAAAAAUGAGGAAAGUUUUUGAAAAUGUCUUAAAAAAAAAAAAAAAAAAAAAAAAAAAAAAAAAAAAAAAAUUAUAAAAUAUUUCAAGAUGAGGCGCAUGCUGGAGCUGAUGACUGACUGUUGAGCUUAAAGGGUUCAGUGAUUUUAAAAAAGAUUCUUGUUUUAAUUAAAGUGAGUAUUAUUAUCUAACAGGUUAGAGCUCAUGUCUGAUGCAAUAACAUGUUUUUUUUUAAUGUUAGAGUGACUUUUGAGGUGAUAAAUUUAAGGACAGGUGGACAAUAAUCACACACAAGAAACGUCUGAGGGACAAAAAAAAUCGUACCACUUCUCAGUAAAUGUAAGGAAAACGUCUCGCACGGUUUCAGUAGAGACAGUAGAGUAGAAUCAAAUUUCAACACAUCAUUCCAUUUUCAUGUACAGCGAGAACAACUAAUUCAAAUCUCACCCGUGUCCGUCUGUGUCGUGUUAGAGAUGCUCGUCCAUCCGUUUAACAUUUAAGAACCAGAACAUCUGCUGUUUCAGUUUGUCUUACACCUAUUUUGCAGCGCUGCGGUUCAGCUGCAGGUGGCGCUGUUUCACGUCUCAAACGACACUGGGAGGAUGAACUGCUGACACCAGUAUUUCUUGAUGGCUGGCUUUUUUUUCCCUUUUUGAUACCACAUAAAAAGAAAUCGGGAAGUUUUUGUUUAACAGGGGGAAAAGGUGCGUUUAUUGGGGACUAUUUUUCAUGGCGGAUUGGUCCACCUUUGUUAGGGGCAGCGCAGUGAUGCAUGUGGGAGUGGGUCUGUGUUCGUGGUAAUAAAGGAACAUGUCAGUAAUUUUUGGACAGCGGUGCAGUGCUGUUAGGAGGAAGUUUGUGGAUUUCUGGGUGUCGUACAAGUUUAAUAAACCUCGUAAUGAGGCACACAGGAAGCCUCCUAAUCAGACACCUGAUGCACUGAUAGAAAUACUGUAAUUUUUAUAAUGAAGCUGAAAGCUUUUUAAGGGGUUCAAAGGUCCAGAAAUUCUCACUUCUCAUUUUAGCCGCACAUAACCACAAAAACAAAGUGUUAGAACCACAAAUGUUUACCAGCCCUGCAGAUGGUGUCAGUAUUUCGUCCUCUGGCUUCAGGAUUUUACCACAUCGAGUUGUUUACCUCUGUGUGCCGCUUCAUAUGUGGCAUCAUUUCCAGACUGUGACUACAGACAAAGACUGAAUCUUUACGAGCUCCUUCAGGCAGAUGUAGGUUUUACCUUCUCCUUAUUUUAUUUUUUUUUAAAGAAAAAAAACACAAUCAGUAUUGUAUUUAUUUCCAAACAGUGUUUUUGAAUGAUUGAACGAUCGCACUGAUGAGAGGCAACAUGUAGAUUUGUGGAUGCACUGUUUACAGAUGCCUUGGUUACUUGACUUCUGUCAAUAAAAAUGUGAAGAAAAAAAUUAAUAAAAGAGAAUUACAGAAA
This is a messenger RNA of Oreochromis aureus, 9106 nucleotides long. Its product is annotated as solute carrier organic anion transporter family member 5A1-like. Lineage: Eukaryota; Metazoa; Chordata; Actinopteri; Cichliformes; Cichlidae. The transcript is spliced from 10 exons. The coding region runs from base 688 to 3363 and encodes 891 amino acids. Gene Ontology annotation, cellular component: membrane. Gene Ontology annotation, biological process: transmembrane transport; sodium-independent organic anion transport. The record is from RefSeq and is a predicted model, not a curated record. Gene Ontology annotation, molecular function: protein binding.